CCUUGCUGUAACAGUAGACUGGUGUAUGAGGAAGGUGAAGGUUUUUACAAUUCGAUGGAUCACAGCUGUUUAUUCACUGCUACGAACAUGAAGACUUGGACUUUCAUGCUUAUCCUCACACUGUGUGUAGUUGCAGUGUCAGCGCACAGCAAAACCAGGCAGAAGAGAACAUGGAUCAUCGACUCCUUCACUCUAGAGGAAGAAAGUCCUGGCCCGUUUCCAUAUGCACUCGGCAAAAUUCAUGUGGACAAGAAAUAUUUAGUAAAUUUCGUGCUCAGUGGCAAUGGUGUUGAUUUACAACCCAAAGGUGUGCUGAGUAUCAACAAAAAAACCGGUGAAAUUCUUGUGCAUAAAAAAGUCGACCAUGAGACCUUUCCAGUUCUCAGGCUCAAGUUUGAAGCAAAGAAUGCCUCUAAUGACAAAGUGGACACGAGGCUAGGUGUUGAGGUCAAGGUCCAGGACAUUAAUGAUCAUGCCCCUGUUUUUAAACCUCUUAACUAUGAAACAACACUCAACGAAUCUGUGCCUCAAGGUAAAUUGGUUAUGACAGUCUUUGCAUCAGAUGAUGACGAUGCACUCACCCCCAAUGGCACCUUCGAAUUCAGACUUGUCUCAUCCACCCCAAAAACAGACAAUCUUGAAUUUUAUAUGACUCAGAACGAAAACACAGGAAAUAUUUAUUUCAAAGGCUGCUUGGACUAUGAGAAAGCACAGAAAUAUACCCUCUUGAUCGAAGCCAAAGAUAAUGGGGACAAAGUACAGCUUUCCAGUACGAGCACAGUGGUCCUGAACAUCAUCGACCAUAACAAUCACCUCCCUGAAAUCACUGGUCACACAGGUCCUGGAAAGAUAAAGGAAAGAGAGAGCGGUGUGGACAUUCUGCGAUUUCAGGUAACGGACAAAGACAGUCGAGGUUCACCAGCCUGGAAAGCUAAAUUCACUCUUCAUGGAGAUCCGGAGAACAAUUUUAAAAUCCAAACCGACCCCAAAACUAAUGAAGGAGUCCUGACUGUUGUAAAGGGAAUGGAUUAUGAGGAGCAAACGUCAAGAAACGUGUCAAUCAGUGUGAAAAACGAGGUGCCCUACUUCUUCUGUAAGGUGAAAAACCCUACUUCGCAGGGUCUAUGGGAGGUCGAGACUCUUGCUGAAGGGUCGAGCACAGAUGCAACUAAACUUUAUCCGGUCACCAUCGCUGUCGAGGACAUCAACGACCCACCGGAAUUUGUACACCCUGUUAAAGAAAUAAUGAUCAUGGAGAACACAAAAGUAGGAACCUUAUUGGACACCCUUACAGCCAGGGACUCAGAUAAAUCAUUUGGAAGCUCAUUUCACUUUAUUAAAGGAGAAGAUAAAGAGAACUGGGUAACUAUAGAUCCAAAGACUGGCCAGAUUUCUGUGGCCAAGGUUAUGGACAGAGAAUCACCAUUUGUGAAAGACAGUACCUACAAGGUCACUGUGUAUGUUGCGGACAAUGCUGAACCUCCACUGACAGGUACAGGGAUGGUGAUCAUCCAUCUAGGAGAUCAGAAUGAUAACGUACCACUGUUGGAGGUGGACAGAGUGAAUGUGUGUUUAUCAGACAAGGAAACCAUGACUAACAUCACUGCUUUAGAUCUGGAUCUUCCUCCAUACAGUGCACCAUUUCACUACGAGCUCCUGGGAGAUGUCAAGGGGAAAUGGAGGAUUGAGCCAAAUCAUGGAACAACUGUGAACCUGAUCCGAGAGACGACGGUCUAUUCGGGCCAUUAUGAGGUCCAGGUCAAAAUAUCAGACAGCCAGAACUUUGGUUUGGUCCAAAACCUGUCCGUCACUGUGUGUGACUGCAGCAUCUCAUUGAACUGCCAUGUUAGCAGAUCCAUGAGUGCACAGACGAGCGUUAGCGCCAUCGGUGUCAUAAUCUUCGCUUUGUUGUUACUGCUAGUAUUCAUUCUGAUGGCUCUUCUGAUCUCCUGUAAAGAAAAAAAAGCUAUGAUCCCAACUGAUGAUGCUCCUGACUGGUAUCUUAUUAACUCCAACAUUGAGACACCUGGCACAGACUGCAAGAUACCAGCUAAAAUCACCCAAACGGACAUGAGCGAGACCACUGUGAAGGCAUUCAGUCCUCUAGGAGCUCCAAAUGGAAUUUCCACACAGGAGCCAUUACUUAACAACGGUUUCCAUCAAAGUUUUGCAUCAUCCGCUGAACAACAAAUGAUUAGGAGAUCUCUCCGACGGAGUUCGACAAGACGUUCUUACCGGCAGGGCAGCAAUUAUGAUAUGAUGGGCUCGGGCUCCAUGAGCAGAAACCAUUCUAUUUACCACUCAGAUGACCUUCAUAUGAGACAAAUAUUGUUGAUUCAGCUUGAGAAGCGCCUCCUCCAGCUCCAGUCUCCACAAGAGGAGCUUGGCGAUUAUGAGCCGCACUUCUAUGCAGACGAAGGCGAACCCGAGACAGGCCAAAACCUCGAUACCAUCUCCGUUGCUGAGCUAGAUUUCCAUCCAGACAUCCUUACACAUUUAGAUUUCCAAUUCAACAAAUUGGCAGCUGUGUGCAGGCCUGAUCUAAUGUCAUAGUUUGAGUGAACUGAAGCUGAAAGUAGCAACCAGUGAAUGUUUUUCCCUCACUCACUGAGAGAAGAUUAGGGUUGACGUUGUAUGCUUACAUGACACUUGUCAUGUGAUGCAAAUUAUCCUGAUUUAGCAUGCCUACCUCAUGGAUGGAUGGAUGGAUGGAUGGAUGUGCAAUCCGAUGAUGUUCUGGUAGUUGAGGUUACAUGGAGAAACGGGGCUGUAAGAAAACCAUUUUUAAGAGAGAAAUUAAAACUGAUGUGGGAUACAUGGUUCUCUGCAUCGGUAGAAUGAUUAAAGCUCAAGCAAAAAGGACCUUCAAUAAGAUAAUUUACCUCACAAAAUUCGUAUAAUUGAGAGUGUGUAAAAUGAGUUUUCAUCACGGCGAAUUCAUCUAAGCAUACUUGAAUUCCACGAAGUUGGGAACGCUGGAAUGGUUACCAACAUAAACCACAAAGAUGGGCUGUAGUCUAGUGAUAGAGAUAUGGAUUAUCUGUGUGGAGUUUCAUAUGUUUUCCCCAUGUCCAUGAGGAUUUCCUCCAGGCUGUCCAGUUUCUUUCCAUCUCCUCAAAACAUACAUGUAGGUGGACUGGCUACUCAGCAUUGUUCCUAGAUUUGAAUGAGUGUGGGAAUGUAUGUACGAAUUGACGUCCCACCCAGUGUGUGUGCCUGCCUUGCUCCUGGUGCUUCUGGUAUAGGCUGUGGAUCCACUGAGACCCUGAUAAGGAUAAAGCAUUUACUGAAGAAUGAAUGAAUGAAAAAAUG
This is a messenger RNA of Ictalurus punctatus (channel catfish), 3312 nucleotides long. It is a transcript of the gene cdh26.2, whose product is annotated as cadherin-like protein 26. Gene Ontology annotation, molecular function: calcium ion binding; cadherin binding. Gene Ontology annotation, cellular component: catenin complex; adherens junction; plasma membrane. Gene Ontology annotation, biological process: cell-cell junction assembly; calcium-dependent cell-cell adhesion; cell morphogenesis. NCBI's taxonomy places the organism in Eukaryota, Metazoa, Chordata, Actinopteri, Siluriformes, Ictaluridae. Bases 55 to 2553 code for a protein of 832 amino acids. The record is from RefSeq and is a predicted model, not a curated record. The transcript is spliced from 17 exons.